Molecule: messenger RNA, 1212 nt
Organism: Didymodactylos carnosus
Lineage: Eukaryota; Metazoa; Rotifera; Eurotatoria; Philodinida; Philodinidae
Source: the annotation of a GenBank genome assembly
AUGGAAUCAAUUUUAACAUGGCUAUUGGAUCAUUUGAUGUAUUAUUUUAUUUUAUUAACACAACAUUUAAAUUUAGAUUUAAUUUAUUUAGCUUGGCUAUGGGCAUUAUUUAAACCACUUUGCCUAGUUUUAUUUGCAUUAUGGUUGUUACCAGCUACUAUUUUAUUAUUUAUGUAUGGUUCAUCUUUAUUCUUACUUAUCUACAAACAUUGGAAUCGUUUAAAAGCUGCUUAUUCGGAAGAUGUAUGGUUUGGUGCACUCAAUACAUUAGCUGUCAUUUGGGAACUUCAAGCAUCCAUAUGGCAUGGUUAUGAGGUUGAGGGACUCGAACACAUUCCUGUGACAGGACCGGUGUUAAUUGUUUUUUAUCAUGCUGCAAUACCGAUUGAUUUUUAUUAUUUAUUUGCAAAAAUAUGGCUCUAUAGAAAUCGUCGUGUAAGAGUUGUUGCUGAUAAAUUUGUUUUCAAAAUACCCGGUUUAGCCACAUUAUUAGAAGCACUAGAAAUUCAACCAGCAACAGCAGCAAUGUGCAAGUUAAUGUUGGAUCAAGGACAUGUACUUGCAGUAAGUGGUGUACGUGAAGCACUAUUUAGUGAUCAUAAUUACCAAUUAAUUUGGAAAGAUCGAAAAGGAUUUGCAAAAGUUGCAAUUGAUGCAAAAGUGGUAUGUUAGCAUUUUUUCCGCUAAUCUUCGGUAGUGAAUCAGUAUUACUAUCUGUUUCAAAAUACAAGGCACCCUGCCGUUUUUUGAAUAACUCACGAUAGAAAAGAGAUAGAGACAUGCGGUUUUCACCACUGUGUAGCUGACACUUGCAGAAAUUAGAAAAAGGGUUUUUUUCCGAGCAGCCCACCAGUUGCAGGUGGUGUACCACAUCAAUCUUUCAAAGAGUACCACCGUACGGAGCGAAAAAAAGCGUGUCUUUUAAUACGGAUGGGGGGAUUCGAACAACCAUACAUUAGUCUACAAAUACCCCCAUGAACGAGAGUUUCAUCUCUAACGGUCCGAGCAGGGUGCGGACUUUCCUGAGACUGCCAAGAUUCAGUUUUUUUAACUUUUUCAAGCCCACAAAAGACUUGAAUUAUAGGUUUUCGACCAUGCUGGAUCUCAUGGCAAUGUUUUGAAAAAGAUCAGAAUCAUUCUAAACCCGAUUCCAGCUGGAAUCGGAUUUAGAAUGAUUCUGAUCUUUUUCAAAACAUUGCCAUGAGAUCCAGC